This is a messenger RNA of Suillus paluster, 249 nucleotides long. RefSeq lists its product as uncharacterized. Lineage: Eukaryota; Fungi; Basidiomycota; Agaricomycetes; Boletales; Suillaceae. The transcript is spliced from 2 exons. The record is from RefSeq and is a predicted model, not a curated record. The annotation marks the transcript as partial.
AUCUGCCAUGAGUUCCUGCGUCGUUUGCGUACAGCAACCGACGGCAUGGAAGACAAGGCUGCAAUCAUGCUUAUUGAGAGCCCGGCGGGCAAGUACAGCGUGGUGAACCAUCGCCACUAUGCUGUCACCAAUGGUGGUAUGGUGAUGCACGGUUUGACGAGGCCACUCAAUAGCGAGAUUGUGAAGAUCGCGCCCAGGGGACACGUAGACUGUAUUGCAUUUGGUUGGGUUGCAUCGCUGAUAAUAUAA